Molecule: messenger RNA, 8163 nt
Organism: Acanthochromis polyacanthus (spiny chromis)
Lineage: Eukaryota; Metazoa; Chordata; Actinopteri; Pomacentridae
Gene: aard
Product: ankyrin repeat domain-containing protein 26
Molecular function (GO): protein binding
Source: RefSeq, a predicted model, not a curated record
CUGAUUGGCUCUUUGAAAACUGAACAGCCAGCAAACGUCUGUAAGUGUACUUCGUUAGCUUCAAGCUUGCUCUGUGAUGAUAAUGACUUGACUUGGACAAUCAACAGGGAUGGGAGAGCCGCCUGUGGUGAUCAUCCAGCACCAGAAGAGUGGCAGGUCGUGACGGUGCAAAAGCAAUGUUGUGCUGCCAUAUACAAUGAAGAAGAUAUUCAGCUUUACAAAGAAAAAGAAACACCCGUCCGGUACCCCUGACAAUGGGAGUGUACUGUCUGUUGGUUAUGAACUGAAAGACAAGGACCUCGGGAAGGUUCACAAGGCUGCCUCAGUGGGUGAUUUGGCAAAGCUGAAACAGCUUGCUAAGAAGAAUGAUAUCAAUCAACUGGACAAGGAGAACAGAACUGCACUUCAUAUUGCCUGUGCAAGUGGUCAUGGCGAGGUGGUGCAAUUCCUCGUUGAGAGCAAAGCCAAGCUUAACCUUUGCGACAAUCAAAAUCGAUCCGCCUUAAUGAAGGCGGUGCAGUGCCAGCAUGAGCACUGUGUGAACAUACUGCUGGAAAAUCAUGCUGAGCCCAACCUGGUGGACAUUAAUGGCAAUACAGCCCUACAUUUAGCAGCAAACAUCCCAUCAAUCUCCACUGCUGUCCUGUUGCUGCAACAUGGGGCUGAAAUCAAUACCCCAAAUAAGGAGGGUUUCACCCCCUUGACUGUAGCAGUCCGUGAAGACCAUAUUGAGAUGGCUGAAUUUCUCCUUAAGGAGAGUGCUGAUGUGAAUUUUAUGGACCAAGACCGAAGGUCCCCAUUAAUGAUAGCUGCUGGGAAUGGACAAAUUAAUAUGGUGCGGCUGCUGCUGCAAUUUGAUGCCGAUAUCACACUAAAGGAUACCAAAGGAUGGUCAGCAGAUGACUAUGCAGGGAUGAAUGGGCAUCAUCCUUGCUCCCUCCUCAUCAGUGAACACGGUACCCAGAGGAACGAUGGGGCCUCUCUGUCAUUUCAAGGUCCAAGCAACAAGAAGAAAAAAUUGGGCAGUCCUUCCCAAGACAUUGAAGCAGGCUUCUCUUUGGGAGGACCAGCAACUGACAAAGAUGAGCAUGGAGCAAAUGAAGCAGGGGGAGAUUUUGAAGACAAUUCUCAGUCAGAGUCACUAAGUCGCAUGUCAAAAAGUGCUGCAGAUGAAUGGCCAUCAUCAGAAGAUGAUGAUGAAUCUGUUUCAGUCAAUAAGAAGUUAAACUUAAGCAAAAUGAUCGCAUCUAAAAAGGGAAAAGCUUCUGUGCUACGUGACACAUCCCUGAGUGGUACAGAAUCUGAGCCAGAGAAUGAAAAUAGAGUCCAGAGAAUCCCAUCCCUCCCAAAGGCUUCAUCAUCCACCAAAACUCCACAGCUCCCAGUAGAUCCCUCUCCUGUUUCCUUCCUUUCCAAAGCACCCCAGCUGACUUCCACUCCACUUUCAAACUACAGAAAGAAAGAAGAUUCGACUGAAGAUGACGAUGAUGAUGAUGACAAAGAGGCAGAGCAGGAUGAGGCAGAGGAAGGAGACAUAUCAGAUGAGGAUGGUCAACCUGAGGAGAGCGGAGAGUCUCUUGAUGCUGCUUCAACUGUUCCUGAGGCACAAGUCUCUAAAGAUAAUAAAAGAGAUUUCCGGUCUGAACUGGGUCUAGAGAAGGACGAGGACGAGCAGGAUUCGUGGGACUCUGAGUCCCACUCUGAACAGUCCAAUAUACCACAUGAAGAGAAACAAAACUUGCAGACUCAAGAAGCAAUGUCCACUGCAGAGGAAGACAUUAAAGAAAACUUCUUUUAUACUCCCUCAUUUUUAAGAGGGGAACGAGGCAAUAGGAUGGCAGUUCUAGAGCCUUGGAGGAGUGUAGGCUGGCCAGGAGGCCGGCAGGGAGAGGCUGGAAACAACAGUAAUGAUGACAAUAGAGGUGAAGAAGACGGUAUUAAACUGAAAGAGAAUGAAAAGGCAAAAUGGGAACCGCUCAGUGUUUUGAGUAAACUUGAAGGAGAUUCCAGUCGACAAAAAGAUUUAAUGGAGGAGCUUGGUCUGGGUGAUGUUGAUGAUCUUGAAGACGCAUCCGACUGGGACUCGGCUAGUACUACGAGUAAGAGAACCCUACCUGGCCGUAGAAUGACCUCCCCUGGACUCGAGGAGUCCCCAGAAUUCUCCAAUUCCCCUGUUAAGGAGCAAGAUGAAGAUGUUGCUCCCACAGCACCCUUGACACCUCAGAGAAGUAUCAGCUCUGACAAGAAACUGCCCAGUACACCUUCUCGGCCCGUUCCACAUCCCCAACCUCGUGCAAGGAAGACAGUGCUUCAGAAACCAGAGAGUGAAGAAGAAUCAGAUUGGGAACCAGACAAGAUCACAUCUCCUUUUAAUGAGACUCAACCUGACAAUGAGUUCCAAAAUAUAGCUGCACUUCCAGAAAUGCCUAAACCAGGUUCCCCUGAACUUUCACAGAUGAUAAAAGAGAGUGAAAGUGGCCUACAAAUUGACGAACAGCCACAGCAGGAGAAAGAUGAUGCAGUAGGCAGAUGUGAGUCAGAUCUAAAUAAAUCUGGCCGUGUGGGCUCUGACAGCAGAGAACAGGAUGAGGAGUUUAGAGAUCAGUGCAGUCCUGAGGACAGAGGUAAUGUGAGCGAUGACGCCCCAUGGGAAAAGCGUUAUGAGAAGAUCUGGGUAGAGGUGGAGAAGAGGGAGGUAAAAUCCACCUUCAAGAAUGUUGCUGGUGAAUUAAAAGAGAAGUUUGGAGAACUGUUUAAAUCAAGGCAUCCUGCGGAAAACGUCACAGAAGAAGAGGGCACCUCUGCAGAAGAAGAGUCAAGUGAUGAGGAGGAAGGGGAAAUCAUCAUGCGUCCUAUGGCCAGAGCAAGGAGCACUGUUCUUCUCACAAUACCUGAGCAGAGAGAGUCUGGGCUGGAGGACUCUGCAGCAGAGUCAACUGACAACUCCGUAUGUGAGGACAGGAUGCAGCGCUGUGAGCAGUCAGCCAGUGACGGCGGCAUUCAUCAGGAGCCAGAUCUACUCACUGAUGAUCCACUGGAGUUUCCUUCACCACAGCUCACUACAGAACAGAGAGAGAAUACGGACAGCAUGAAUCAUGCUACCAAAGCUUUUACCGAUGGGCACACCAUACCAAUGUAUGCUCGUGACCAUAACUCAGUCUUCAAAAGUGAGACCAAACAACACAUAGAUCCAGCAUUAAAGGACACAACUGGUGAUCUGAGUGAAGCUGAAGAAGAUCUCGUGGAGGUUAAUGUAUCUCAGCCUCCCUCACUGAGGAGAUGUUCAGCAUCUGUUCCAGGUGUUUCUGAUGAAGAGCUGGAAGAGGACAUGGGAAGGUUUAAACUUGAGGCUGGAAAAGAGACAACAACCACUACAAUGCAAGUGCAAAAGUCCCGUGCAUCCUGGGAUGCUGGUGAACAGGCACUGGAAGAAGUUGGUACUGAGAAACCUGAGACCAGGUUAGGAUCCCUGUCAACCCAAACUGGAGCAGCAAUUCACCAGGAACAGCAGCCUGUGGCCGCCAAGAGCACCACCAGGGCUCCAGAGCAGUUCCAGCCCCCAAUCCAGCAGACCUGCAAUAGCAACAUACAAGAGAAGCAAGCUGUAGAGGAGACCUUACAGCUGGAGCUGGUCAGAGGGGCCCGGCCCAGCAGAGCCCCUCAGACCAACACACAUGUUAACGGAGAUCCUCUCUCUGUGUUUGACGAUAGCACUUUAAGUGAAGUGUCGGACGAUGAAGGAAGGUUGCCACCCAGUGGACAACAGAAAAGCAAGAACACUGAAGAAGUGGAGAUGGCAGAAGACUUUGAUGAACUCACUCAGUCAUCGGACACAGCCACCGAUGACAUCGACUCACCCACUUCAGGCUACCGUCAUGCAUCCCUCCUCAUUCAGAAGCUGGACUCAACCACUUUGGACUCAAGAAGCAUGGUGAAACUGCAGAACAUUUUCCAUGAAUAUGAGCGUUCCAUCCAAAAGGCAAGGAGUCGCCACGGGUACCUGGCAGACAAGGUGAACCAGCUGGAAAUGGAGAGGGCAGAGAUGAAGAGCUCUAUGGAAGAAGUUAAAGAUGUAAAGUCAGCCUUAGAGCGCAACCAGUUGGAACUGCAGACUGAAGUGACAAACCUCAAAUUUCAGCUGAAACAGGAGCAAGAGAAUCGCCGUAACGCCACCAUGAUGUACAACACCACCAGAGAUAAGCUGAGGAGGACGGAGGAGCAGCACCAGGUGGAGGUACAGGAGAGACAGAAGGUGGAGCUCACACUCAGGAACCUGGAGCUGGAGAUGAGAACACUUGUCAACAACAUGAAACAGCUUGAAGAAGACCACAGUGAAACCCAGAGACUGUUGGCUCAGGAGCGCAGUGCACGGACCCUGCAGGAGAAUCUGCUCAACAGCCACCUCCGUAAGCAACAAGAGAUAGAAGAGGAGAGCAAAAGAAACAUGAGCAAAAGCAGUGAGGCCUUGUCUCAGCUUACUGAGGCCAGCGAUAGAGAGAGGGAGUUGGUCCAGCAGACUGCUACAUUACAGGAGCAGCUGACCAUCCUGAGGACAGACCUUGAGCGUUUGCAGGCGAACAGCAGUCUCAAAGAGGGUCACCUUGCAGAGGAGAAUGAGGCCCUAAAGGAGCAGCUCGAAGAUGCUCGGCGAGAUCUCAAACUCAACAGUGAGGCCCUGACCCAAACUGUCUUCAGCUGCAAUAACCAGCUGACCACCCUAAAGUCAGAGUUGGCAAUAACAACAACCCGAAUGGAAAAUGAGCGUCAGACUCGUGAAACAUUGGAGGCAGAGGUGGAGUCGACUCGUACCCGCCUGGCUGGAGCUGUGAAAGAGGCUGAGCUUUGCCGGGCAGCUCACACAGACACAGAGAAAGCUCUGCUCCGGGAGAAAGAAGAACACCAGCGUCUCAAAGACAGACUCACUGGUGAAGCAGCCAGUCAGCGUCAAACAGUCAGCAGCCUGUCUCAGAAGCUGGCCCAAGCAGAGUCUCAGACUAACAGUAUGGAGAAUGAGGUCCAUCGGGUCACGCUGCAGCUGACAGAGAAGGGACUUCUGCUGGAAGUCCUGCAGCGUGAGAAGGACCAGGCAGCUGCACGUGUCAAGGAGCUCGAAACGGCUUUGCAGGCCGAGAAGGAGCUGGUCAGUCGUACCGGAGCACGUCAAGAGGCCACACAAGAGAGGCUAGCCCAAGCCCAGAGUGAGGGUAUGCUACUGCGACAACAGCUAGAAGAGGCCCAAAACAAAGGCGUUGCAAAGGAGCGUGCCGUGACCGAUGCCCAAGAGCGCUUCAGUGACAUUCUGUCGAAGCUGCGAUCUGACUGCGAAGAGAGGGUUCAGCUAGUAGAGGACAGAAAUAAGGAGCUUGCCAGUAAGGCUGCUGACCUCCGUGAUCAGAUCUACAAGUUAGAAGAGGAGAAGAAUGAAAGAGAGACUAGUCUGAGGCAGCGGCAGCAGGAACUAGCUGACUCCCUCAAGAAGCUGUCAAUGAGUGAAGCUUCUCUAGAGGUCAACACACGCUAUCGCAAUGACUUGGAGGAAGAGAAGGCUCGGCUCUUCAAGGACUUGGACAGACUCAAAGGAAAGCUCGAGGAAAGUGAAGAUCAAUAUGUGCAGGCGGAGAGACGUAUCAACAGUCUGAAGAGCAGCCUGGAUGAAAGGGAAAAGGAACUCACCACUGCUGCUCAGAAACUCCAGGAGGCGCUGUCUACCUCAGCAGCUUCUAAUGUCACCAUCAAACAACUGGAGGAAGCUGUGCAAAGGCUGGAGAUCGACAAUGCCAGACUAGAAGCUGCAGCAAAGCAACAGUCCAACAAAAUUGAAGCACUUCAGAAAGGAGCUCAGGAAGCUGUCAUGGUCCGAGGUCAUUUGGAGGAAUUGGUUACAAAUCUCCAAAGCAGUAAGAUGACUUUGGAAGACCAACUCAAUAGAGAGGUCCAGAAGCAAAGCGUGCUGUCUCACACGGCCCAGGACUCUCAGGCCUUGUGGGAGGAGGAGCUGAAGAGCCGCUCGAAGUUAGGACUGCGGCUGGCAGAGCUUGAAAAAGAAAAAGGAGAGCUGAACACCCAGAUGGAAAUAGAAAAGAAGAAAGUCAAGAAAAUAGCAGAGCAGAAAAAGGCUGUCGACGCUCGUCUGGAUCAAGAGAUGAAGAGAAACACAGAUCUUCAAAAAGAAAUGUACAGGCUGCGCACUUUAUUGAAAACUGCAAAGAAGAAACUGCGGGAUCAAGACAGUGGUGGAGGAGAGUUUGGCUCUCCUGUGAGCAGUCUGCGGAUGGACCUGGGCAGACACAGCCAGGCCGAAGGUGCCUUUGGACGAAUGAAAGACAAGGUGGAUGAUCUGCAGGUGCAGCUGGAGAAGGAAGCAUCUCUUCGCAGCCACCUAGAGAAGGUGAACGGGGACCUUAAGGAUCAGUUGGCGUCGCUGAACAGCUUGAACCGCAGUAAUGACCAGCUGGAGAGAAGUAAGAGGCAGCUGGAGGAGGAGGUGCUGGACCUGAGACGCCGAAUGGAGGCGACUCAGGUGGAGCAGAGCCACGUGGAGCAGUACCGCCGUGAAGCAGAGGAGAGAGCCCGGCAGGAGGUACAGCAGAAACUGGAGCAGGUCAACCUCUUCCUCCAGUCCCAGGCAGCGUCCCAAGAAGCACUGGACCAGAUCAAAGCUGCCAAUGAGGCUAAUCUGCGCUCUCUGCUGGAGCAGAAAAUCCGGGAGCUGGAGGGUGAACUGGGCCGGGCCCGCACCACCCAGCAGGACAGCGUUAACCAAAGAGACUCCACACGCACAGAGCUUGAGAGAUAUCGCCAACUCUACGCAGAGGAGCUGCGCCUCCGCAAGUCCCUCACUGCUAAACUAGACAGGGCCAACAGUCGGCUCUCAGACGCCAAUUCCAAGUUGCUCAACGAGCGCAGCAGGUCUCUGAUCACCAGCAACAUCACCAAUGGUAGCCUUGGAGGGCCCUCGCUGGACUUGGGCGCUUUGGGUUCAACUGCACACUACGGGGCCACACUGGGUCCCCUCAACAGGAGUUUCGGCCUGGGACUCUCCCUUCUCAGCCCUGCAUCUGAGGGGCAGAGCAGCCGGGUGGAGGACUACCUGGCCAAGAUGCAGAGUGAGUUGGAUAGAAACAUAUCAAAGGAAUUAAGCAGCGCCACAGCAGAGCUGGACGCUGCCUCGGCCCGACUGUCCCCUGUUGGUUCUGCCUCCAGAGUGGAGCUGGACCCUGUUAGCAGGGCAACGCAGCAGUACUUGGAGGUACUGAAGAAGAACAGUAGGAUCUGACUACACACACAGACGUUAUAAUGGGACCUGCUAUAAAUCCCAGCUGCUUGCAGUCAAGUUUUAUGUUUCAGCCAUUAAAAACUUUUAAAAAAAUGAUUGCAGCAACUCUUGAGGCCAACGCUAAGAAUACAGAUCUGUACGUCUUUAUCGUCUUUUAUGAAAGAAAGAAAAUAUGAUGCACAUUGCACUUAACCACUCAGGAGCAAAGGGCAUGAGUUUUAUACAUACAUAUAUAUAUAUAUAUAUAUAUCGAUCGAUAUAUAAAUAUUGCAUUAUUGAUAGGUCCAGUUAAAAACAACCUCGAAAGUAUUUGUUCCUUCAAAAAAGUUCUGUCUAAUCUCUACCAGCUUUAUUCUCAUAUCUAGUGUGUGUGUAUAUACACAGGAUCGUGGUUUGGAUUUUUAUUUGUGAAUAUUGGUGUUGCUAAAUUUGUAUUUCUAAGUAUUUGUAUGCAUCAUUAUUAUUAAUUUUGCCAAGAUACUACAUUUGGUACGUGCCAUCAGAUGGUGCAAUAUCUGUCUUGGUCUUACGUUAAGUAUUGUUAUUCUUAUUAUUUUAUUUAUUCUUUUUUUUUUUAAACUGAGCAUGAUAUACUUGAAAAAGACGAGCUGGACACUCUUUGGCUACAGAAGCAGGGUGAUUACGUUCACACAACUGUCAUAUCAGCUUUUGGUCAGCUUGCUUUAAGGGCCACCAGAAGUGAAACAUUUCUUAUUUUUAUCGUUCAUGAAUACUGUAACAAGUUUAGAUGAACUAAUGUUGAGAAAUCAUAUUCUGUCAAGCAAUAGGGACAUAACGUUUUGUAAUAUGAGCUAUAUUGUGUUAUUUUUGUGAAAUGUAGUUGUACAUUUUUGCGAUUCACGUCAUUAUUAAACAUUUGAAAGAGG